AUGACUAGCGUGAUUCUGAGUACAAGAGGAGCUUCGGCAAAGAUUAGACAUCUUAUGAAGGAUAUUUCAAAACUGGUGAAGGCUGAAGAGGAGCAGAAAUGGGACAUGGGAAAUGAUUACAAGGAGCUUCGAAAGCUUAUAGAGGUGAACGAAUGUAAUUCUAUGCUUUUCUUUAGAUCGACCAAGAGAUCUGACUGUCUGUGGGCAGGGAUAUUGAAUGGGAUGUCUGUUGUGUUCCGAAUCCAUAACGUAUUUACAGUGAAAGACUGCAACUUUUCGGCAAACUCUUUCAAAGACUGUGGAUAUGUUCUGAUGUUCAGUAAGGAGUUUGAAAAUAUAGAGCAUUUGAGACAUGCAAAAGAAGUUAUAGAAUAUAUCUUUGAAUCGAAUGAGACAAAGGACAAGGCCCUAUGCUUUUUUUAUCUCGAUGGGGUUAUCUGGGUCCGAUGCUACAAAAUAGGGAAGGAACUGGAGGAGAUUGGGCCCAGACUUGUCUUGGAAGUCCUUAAGGUGUUUGAGAAGUGUUUUGAAGGCAGUAUUCUGUACAAGCUGGAGAAGAAAGAUAACUCUAUAGCAGAGGAUACUAAUUAA
Messenger RNA from Encephalitozoon intestinalis ATCC 50506, 591 nucleotides. Its product is annotated as BRX1 RNA-binding protein. Gene Ontology annotation, biological process: ribosomal large subunit assembly; rRNA processing. Lineage: Eukaryota; Fungi; Microsporidia; Unikaryonidae. Gene Ontology annotation, cellular component: nucleolus. The record is from RefSeq and is a predicted model, not a curated record. Gene Ontology annotation, molecular function: rRNA binding. The transcript has a single exon. The coding region runs from base 1 to 591 and encodes 196 amino acids.